Asparagus officinalis (garden asparagus) is the source of this 2735-nucleotide messenger RNA. Its product is annotated as presenilin-like protein At2g29900. The transcript has 2 exons. Gene Ontology annotation, molecular function: aspartic endopeptidase activity, intramembrane cleaving. Bases 69 to 1280 code for a protein of 403 amino acids. The record is from RefSeq and is a predicted model, not a curated record. Gene Ontology annotation, biological process: protein processing. Gene Ontology annotation, cellular component: nucleus; membrane. NCBI's taxonomy places the organism in Eukaryota, Viridiplantae, Streptophyta, Magnoliopsida, Asparagales, Asparagaceae.
AAAUAACCCUCACUUUCUACUCCCCAAAUCAGCAAACCAUACUACCAUAGUUCCCAAAUCCUCCUCCAAUGGCGGAUCCCAAUCCGACCCCGCCAUCAAUCCUCUCAACCCUAGGCGAGGAGAUCAUCCGCAUCAUCGUCCCAGUCUCCACCUGCAUGCUCAUCGUCGUCCUCCUCGUCACCGCCCUCUCCUCCUCCUCCUCUUCCUCGCAAACCCUAACCCUAACCUCCUCCAUCGCCGGCAUCGCCUACUCCGAGUCCCCCUCGGAUUCUCUCUGGGACAAGCUCAAAGGCGCCGCCUUUUACUCCGCCGUCUUCGUCGCCGUCAUCACCGCCCUCACCUUCGUCCUCUUCCUCCUCUUCUACUUCCGCUUCACCGGCUUCCUCAAAUCCUACAUGGCUUUCUCCUCCUUCGUCGUCCUCUCGUUCCUCGGCGCUGAGGUUUGCUUGCUUCUCGUCAGCCACUUUGGGUUUGCUAUCGACGCUGUUAGCUUCUCCAUUGUUAUGUUCAAUUUCUCGGUAGUUGGAGUAAUGUCGGUGUUUUUGAUCAAAAUGCCGAUUUUGGUGACGCAAGGGUACUUGGUGGCGAUUGCGGUUCUGGUUGCUUAUUGCUUUACGAUGUUGCCCGAGUGGACUACUUGGGCUUUGCUCGUUUCGAUGGCGUUGUAUGACCUGGGGGCUGUUUUGUUGCCCGUUGGGCCGUUGAGGCUUUUGGUGGAGCUGGCGAUGUCGAGAGAUGAGGAGUUGCCGGCUUUGGUUUAUGAGGCUAGGCCGGUUGAGGCUCCGGUCAACUCUAGGAGGAGGGUCUGGAGAGGGAGGAGGAACUCUGAUAAUUUGAAUGGGAGUAGCAAUAUUGGGACUGAUUCAGUUCCCAAUUCAGAUUCUUUGACGGAAAGGAGAGAUAUUGGAGAAAAUCAAAGUUCUAAUUUGAAUGAUUCAACAGUUGGGGAGUUGUUGCCUGAGACAAGGUUGGUUAUUGAUGAUGUAGGGUCUGAGUUACGUGCUGCGUUAUUAAGAAGAGAAUUAGAAGGGGGAGAAGGGGAUGGUUUUGAAGGGAUCGGGUUAGGGUCGACAGGUGCGAUCAAGUUGGGCUUGGGAGAUUUCAUAUUUUACAGCGUCUUGGUGGGGAGAGCGGCACUAUAUGAUUACAUGACGGUGUAUGCAUGCUAUCUUGCUAUUAUAGCGGGGCUCGGUCCAUCUCCAAACAUGGUUUUGUUGGUUAGUUUUUGGGCCCGGAUUGAUCCACUCUAUCUGAUUAGAACCGCCGAGGUUAAGGCUUGAAUCAGGUUAGUGGGAGUUGCCUAACACAGCCUUUAAGACUUUUUUUUUGGGAUAGAUCCCUGUACUUGUAGGAAGUUAGGUGACGAGGAAUUGUAUUCUUUUGAAACCUUAGUAACAUUUUCUGUUUGUUUCGAAUAUCUCCGGCGGAUUUCUGUGAUAUACAUACUGGUCCGUGGAAAAUCAAUGGAAACUUGGCUGAGGAAGUCAGCAUUAGACCUCCGUUCUAUCUACAAGGGCGCUAGACCUGAUAAUCUCUGGACUUUGCUAAAUGAGAUUUUCCUGCACUGGUCAUCUCAAGUUGAACCUGAUGAAUGAAGCGCAAGCUAUCUAAUUCGGUUGUUGCAGCUGAAGUGAGCAAGAGUAAUUGUAUGCAAAAAAAAAUUAAACCCCUUAUAAUUCCUGUAGACAGUUCUCUUGAUUGUAUCCUCCAGUUUUUGCUCUUGUAGACUUACAUAAUUGGUUCCCUAUGCAAUGGUUUUCUUGCUUCGACUUCCUGGAUAUUGCCAUUAUUUAUAAUAUGGCAAGCCCUAUUCGUCGAUAUCGUGAAGUUAAAUUUCUGUUUGACUAUCAAUGAGUUGUCAUUCAGUUGUUUGAGCCUCGGAGCAUUUCAUCAGCUAUCUUAUACAACUAAGGGCAUUGUCUUUAAGUUAUGUAAUUAUUUGUAUUUUUCGAUGAGUUUAUGUUCAAAAUCUUUCCAAAUAUGAUGGUUGACUAUCUAAAGUGAUAUAUAUUAUCACCGACAUUCCCAUCAACAAUGUCCAUCAACUCUAAACUUCUCAAGCAUAUUACGCCUGAAUUGAUUUUUAAGAUGAAACUCCACUUAGCUGUAGUUUCACUAGGUCUUAGUUAUGGUUGUGAAGUUUGUGAUUGCAUUUAUAGGCUGUUUGCUGAAACUGCUACAAUGACCAUAAAACCGAAACUAUGUUUUACAUGUUCUUAUGUCUAGGGUAUACCAUUAAGGUGAAGUUUAAUUUGGCAAAAGAGGGGAGAAGAGAAGAAUCCAACUAGUGCAACAGCAUAAUUUCAGCUACGUCCCCUGAUUCCAAAACGGAGUUUUAACACCUUGAUCCCCUGAUUUCAGAACAAAGUUUUUCUGUUAUCUGUAACCUUCAGGUGGGCGUCACAGCACGUCUAAAAUGUAUUGCGGAGAAAUUUCGUGAUAUUUUAGCGUAUCGCCAAAAUGAAUGCACGGGUUCUUGAUGAAUUUGAUACUUCUAUGAAUUGCGUUACGUAUUAUAAACUCGUUAGUUUAGUACUUGCAGUAGCUUGCUAUGGCAAAAUUGUUUUGAGUGCUUUCUAGUUACAAUCUUAGUUGAACACUUGCCAAAGAAGUUCUCAAAUCAUGCAUUAUAUCUUUAGUUAUGUAUAUGACAGCAUCAAGCACAUUCGGCUACAUCCUUCUUAACGGGAGCAAAACUUGACAUUAUCAAUUUCAUCUGACUAAUAUAACACCCA